UCCAACGGCGCCAUUGCGGGUGGCGGUGCGUGUCCGGCCUUACCCGCUCCCUCUUUCCUUCCCGCCCCUUCCUCCCCCUCACGAAGCAUGGCGACGGACUCCUGGGCCCUGGCGGUGGACGAGCAGGAAGCGGCCGCGGAGUCGUUGAGUAACCUGCAUCUGAAGGAGAGACCCAAACCAGAAUCCAAUGGUGCUGUUAAGACAGAAUAUAAUGCAGAGAAGACAGAAGAGGAGGGGAAAGGUGCUGUUAAGACAGAAGAUAAUACAGAGAAGUCAGAAGACGAGGGAAAAGAGGACAGAGCGGCCCAGUCGCUGUUGAACAAGUUGAUCCGCAGCAACCUGGUGGACAACACAAACCAAGUGGAGGUACUGCAGAGGGAUCCCAACUCGCCCCUCUACUCUGUGAAGUCUUUUGAGGAGCUGCGGCUGAAGCCGCAGCUGCUGCAAGGUGUCUACGCUAUGGGCUUCAACAGACCAUCCAAAAUCCAGGAGAAUGCGUUGCCUAUGAUGCUAGCAGAGCCCCCUCAGAACCUGAUUGCACAGUCUCAGUCCGGUACCGGCAAGACAGCAGCGUUUGUCUUGGCCAUGCUUAGCCGAGUAGAACCUGAGAACAGAUACCCACAGUGUCUGUGCCUUUCCCCAACGUAUGAGCUGGCGCUCCAGACUGGAAAGGUGAUUGAACAGAUGGGCAAGUUUUAUCCAGAGCUGAACCUCUCCUAUGCAGUUCGGGGCAAUAAAUUGGAGCGUGGUCAGAAGAUUUCCGAGCAGAUUGUCAUCGGCACCCCGGGCACCGUCCUGGACUGGUGCUCCAAGCUGAAAUUCAUCGAUCCUAAGAAGAUCAAAGUCUUCGUCUUGGACGAGGCAGACGUCAUGAUAGCCACCCAAGGACACCAAGAUCAGAGCAUCCGUAUUCAGAGGAUGCUGCCCAGAGACUGCCAGAUGCUUCUCUUCUCGGCCACCUUUGAGGACUCUGUGUGGAAGUUUGCAGAGAAGGUCGUUCCUGACCCGAACAUCAUCAAGCUGAAGCGCGAGGAGGAGACGUUGGACACCAUCAAGCAGUAUUACGUCCUGUGCAACAGCCGCGAGGAGAAAUUCCAAGCCCUCUGUAACAUUUAUGGCGCCAUCACAAUCGCGCAAGCGAUGAUCUUCUGUCACACUCGCAAAACGGCGGGCUGGCUAGCGGGCGAGCUUUCCAGGGAAGGCCAUCAAGUGGCCCUCUUGAGCGGCGAGAUGAUGGUGGAGCAGCGAGCAGCGGUCAUUGAGCGUUUCCGAGAAGGCAAAGAGAAAGUCCUGGUGACCACAAAUGUCUGUGCCCGAGGGAUCGAUGUGGAGCAGGUCUCUGUCGUCAUCAACUUCGAUCUCCCCGUGGACAAAGACGGGAACCCAGACAACGAGACGUACCUUCACCGCAUCGGGCGCACGGGGCGCUUUGGCAAGCGAGGGCUGGCCAUCAACAUGGUGGACAGCAAGCACAGCAUGAACAUCCUCAACAGGAUCCAGGAGCAUUUCAACAAGAAGAUCCACAAAUUGGACACAGACGACUUGGAUGAAAUCGAGAAGAUCGCUAACUGAAGUGCAGCUGCCGGAACUGGCACACGCCCUCCCAUGGUAGCUCUCCCACUACAAUUGGAUCAGCAUUCUGAUUGGCACAAACCUUAGCCAGUCACGCGCAAAGGGACGUUUUUAAAGAUAAACAAAUAUACAGAAAUUACCUCAUUUUUAAAAAAAACCAAUUGUGGCUGGACUUGAUUUUAAAAACGAAGUGCAACUCUGGGGAAAGAAGAAAUGUUUACAGAGACUUUUUUUUUUUAGUUUAGCCUUAAAAUGGGAGACUUAAAUUCUAAAGACGUAUUGAUGCCAAAAACAUAGCCCGUUAAUGCAUAGGAGACUACAACCCUACAUUAUCUCUGUCAGUGGGGAGUAACUUUUUAAAAACACACCCAAGCAGUUAUAUUUAAAGGUUCAAAAACCCAGGAGUAAGGAGGUGAGCUUUAAAAAAAAAAAAAAUUAGCGGAGUCUGGCUAAAUAUUGAAGUCGUAAGGAAAUGGUGCUUUCAUUUUGAGCUCUCGUUCCUAGAUGGCUGGUAGGCUGUCCUGCUUUUCCUCGGGUAAAUGAUCUGGAAGGAUUGCUUUUUGCUGGUAAGCACAACUGACUGGUUCAAAACCUUAACUUUCCCUGAAAGGACAGGUUAUAAAUGUGCAGAGUCCCUACGGUUACCUUGCAGAACUCGUUCCCAGAGUUCCUUGAGGGGAAGCCAUAGCAGUUGACAUGCGAGUUGCAAAAGUUCACAGUUACCAGAGGGUACCUAUAGAAACAGAUUUAAAUUGGUGUAGUGAUGGAAAGUGUAAUAUUGUAGUGCAAUGGACAUUUCGAUUAAAGAUUUAUUUUAAAGUUUGCUGUACCAAAUAGGCAAUCUGCAAAGAAGUGCUGGAUCAACCAGGAAGGGGUGUGUGUGGUAGGAUGCUGCAGCCAAUCUUGUCCAGGCUCUUGUCGGUCAAGAAACCAUCCAGUAUUGCUGGGAAGUCAACACUUUGCGGCGAGGGGCGUAUAUCUGAAGAAGAGUGUGGAUGAUUCAGCCUCUCUUGACAAAUCUGAUUCAUGCAGCUUCCAGCUUUGAGGCGGGAGGAUGCUACAGCUCAGUGCUGUAACAGUCUCCCUCCUAGGCCCACUGCUCUUAUAGCCCAACCCGAAUUUCUCUCCCCCGUCCAAAGAUAUUGAAUCAAAUGCACCAGCUCUCCUCACUUGCUGAAACGCGGCAUAGAGACCAGGCGAAUCACAGCGCAAGGGUGAAGGGAAGAGGGGGGGUCAACACGGGAACAGGAAGCAAUUGGUGUAGAUGAUGAACUGGCUCGUUACUAACCUAGUUCUUUCCAAAAGUUUGGGUUCUGAGCAUGUUCUCCCCCCCC
This is a messenger RNA of Gekko japonicus, 2906 nucleotides long. Its product is annotated as ATP-dependent RNA helicase DDX19B. Gene Ontology annotation, cellular component: nucleus; cytoplasmic stress granule. Gene Ontology annotation, biological process: poly(A)+ mRNA export from nucleus. The transcript is spliced from 13 exons. The record is from RefSeq and is a predicted model, not a curated record. Bases 88 to 1572 code for a protein of 494 amino acids. Gene Ontology annotation, molecular function: ATP binding; RNA helicase activity; RNA binding. NCBI's taxonomy places the organism in Eukaryota, Metazoa, Chordata, Lepidosauria, Squamata, Gekkonidae.